Molecule: messenger RNA, 2053 nt
Organism: Triplophysa rosa
Lineage: Eukaryota; Metazoa; Chordata; Actinopteri; Cypriniformes; Nemacheilidae
Gene: pah
Product: phenylalanine hydroxylase
Exons: 13
Coding region: 40-1392 (450 amino acids)
Biological process (GO): L-phenylalanine catabolic process; L-tyrosine biosynthetic process
Molecular function (GO): phenylalanine 4-monooxygenase activity; iron ion binding
Source: RefSeq, a predicted model, not a curated record
GGCAGAAGCAUCCAGCACAGCAACAUCACCUGAGCAAGAAUGGACGCAGGUCUCAGACAAAUACAUGAGGAACAGGGGAAAAGGGGCUCCCUGACCUCCUCUUACCUGGAAGAACGGACCAACAAAUCUGGUGUCCUAUCCUGCAUCUUCUCUCUGAAGGAGGAGGUUGGUGCCCUGGCAAGGGCGCUUAGACUAUUUGAAGAAAAAGACAUUAAUCUGACCCACAUUGAGUCCCGUCCGUCACGCAAGAACAAAGAGGAAUAUGAGUUCUUCAUCAGUGUGGAUCCGGCCUCCUCCAAAGAUCUCGAUGAAAUUGUAGAUGGCCUACGCACACAAAUCAGAGGCCAGGUGCACGAGUUGACUCGCAACAAACAGAAAGACACAGUGCCAUGGUUUCCCAAUGACAUCCAGGACUUGGACCGUUUCGCCAACCAGAUUCUCAGUUACGGGUCAGAACUGGAUUCAGAUCAUCCUGGCUUCACAGACCCCGUGUACCGCACCAGGAGGAAGGAAUUCGCUGACAUCGCUUACAACUACAGACAUGGACAACCUGUUCCACAUGUGGAAUACACAACUGAAGAGAAGGCCACAUGGGGAACGGUUUUUCGAGAGUUAAAGACCCUGUACCCCACACACGCCUGCCGUGAACACAACCGUGUUUUCCCACUGCUAGAGAAAUACUGUGGCUAUCGUGAGGACAACAUACCACAGCUAGAGGAUAUCUCACGCUAUCUGCAGUCAUGCACCGGGUUCUGUUUGCGUCCUGUGGCAGGUCUCCUCUCUUCUCGUGACUUCCUGGCCGGCCUUGCUUUCCGGGUUUUUCACUCAACCCAGUACAUACGGCACGGCUCCAAACCUAUGUACACACCUGAACCCGACAUCUGUCAUGAACUGCUGGGACACGUUCCAUUGUUUGCCGACCCAAGUUUUGCACAAUUCUCACAGGAAAUUGGACUAGCUUCCUUGGGCGCACCUGAUGAAUUCAUUGAGAAGCUGGCUACAGUCUACUGGUUUACUGUGGAAUUUGGUCUGUGCAAACAAGGCAAUGAUAUAAAGGCUUAUGGGGCAGGACUGCUCUCAUCUUUUGGUGAACUGCAGUACUGUUUGACAGACAAGCCAAAACUUCAGCCCUUCGAGCCAGAGAAGACCAGCUUGCAGAAAUAUCCCAUUACCGAGUUCCAGCCUGUUUACUUUGUGGCUGACAGUUUUGAGGAUGCCAAAGAAAAAGUCAGGAAAUUCGCAACCACCAUUCCCAGACCAUUCUCUGUGCGCUACAAUGCCUACACACAGAGAAUUGAGGUGUUGGAUAACGCACAGCAGCUGAAAAAUCUGGCUGACAGCAUCAGUGGUGAGAUAUCUAUCUUGUGUAAUGCCCUGCAGAAGAUGGAAUAAAACAGUGCCGGAGGGUUUGGACGGAAAAAUAAAGAGGAAAUACUGGAGUGUGCUUGAGAAAAAUCCGUAAAUCCAUUAGCUAUUUGCAUUGCUUUUAAUCUAUAACGCAUCUGCCAGUCUUUUUUUAAAUUGUGCUAGAAAAAGAUUUGCCAUAAUGUAGUCUUUAUGUAUUCCAUGUAGAAAAUAUUUAUAACAUGUUUGCAAGUCCACAAAUACUGUAUUUAGGCGCUACAUAUUUAUCAAAGAUAUAACGAAAUAGCUAUGCAAAAUAAAUCGCUUUUAAAUACCAAAAAGUUACUUUACACAUUUAUAUUACUUUAUUUUUUCGUUGGUUAAAAUGUAAAGAAAUAAUAAUUGCCUACCGUCGAGUAUUUGCUUCAGCUGUUGCUGCUAUUUGUCGCUCGUUGCUUCAUUUUUACGAGAUAAUUUCCCCCAACCAACCCGCAAUCAUCGAAAUUACAGGAUCAAAGGAUUGCUAAUACGACGUAUUUAGCCAUUUCAUUCAGGGGAAAAUGCUUUCUUGACAAUUUUGCUUUUUUCAUCGGCUUUAUUAAACGUUAGUUAAUACAAAAAUACGUUAUAUUGAACUAUUUUUGUAUUAACUUGAGCUUUACUGUAAACGCAGUUCGUCAGAAAAAAUAUAAUUUAUCUGUGACUAUAU